This is a messenger RNA of Drosophila arizonae, 970 nucleotides long. It is a transcript of the gene RpL7-like, whose product is annotated as Ribosomal protein L7-like. Gene Ontology annotation, cellular component: cytosolic large ribosomal subunit. Gene Ontology annotation, biological process: maturation of LSU-rRNA from tricistronic rRNA transcript (SSU-rRNA, 5.8S rRNA, LSU-rRNA). Gene Ontology annotation, molecular function: RNA binding; structural constituent of ribosome. NCBI's taxonomy places the organism in Eukaryota, Metazoa, Arthropoda, Insecta, Diptera, Drosophilidae. The record is from RefSeq and is a predicted model, not a curated record.
AAAAGGUUGGCAUUCCUUUAGUUUUUGUUUUGAUUGUGUUCGCACGUGUUUUGCUAAAUCUGCGUAAGAAAAACUUAAAUUUAGAACAAUGUCCGACAAAUAUGCUGUGCCCAACAAAUUGCCUGGCAAAACAGUCUCCGUGCUGAAGCACCGCAAGCGGCGCAUUCAACAGGAUAAAUCGGUCCUUGAACAGAAACGCACAGAACGCAUUAAACGCCUAAAAAAAGCAAAGACACAUCAUAAAUUCCGACGCGCCGAGUCCUUUGUUAUGGGCUACUUAAAAGCUGAACGGACAUCCAAGCGAAUCAGACAAACAAUUCUGCGCACAAACGUCACAGAGCAAAGCGCCAAAGCAGCUGCCGACACGAAUCAUAAAUUACUUUUGGUGAUGCGGCAUGCAGGCAAAAAGAUCUUCGACAAGACGACGUCGGAAAUAUUUAAGACUCUGCGCAUGGGACAACGGCACAAUGCUGUAUUUCUGGAAAAUAACAAGGAGAAUCAAUUGCUAUUGCGUGUGAUUGAGCCCUACGUCGUCUACGGAUUUCCAACACUUUCCACCAUACGUGAGCUGCUCUUCAAAAAAGGCUUUGCAAGCAUCGAUGGAAAAAAGACGGCCAUACAGUCGAACACAAUGGUGGAGGAGCAGUUGGGCGAUAAGGGUGUCAUCUGCUUAGAGGAUAUAAUACACGAGAUCUAUACAGUUGGUCCAAAUUUUGCAGCUGUAAAUGAAUUCCUGUGUUCUUUCAUGCUUUCAAGUCCACGUGAUGGCUGGAAGAAGAAGGUCUCCGUGUCGUUCAAGCGGGGCGGCGAAUAUGGCGAUCGCGGCACUGGCAUAAACGAGUUGAUUGCACGCUGCCUCUAAAAAAGAUUAAUCUAGUACACUUUUAAGUAAAUUCUUUAAAGCGAACACAGCAGAAAUAUAGUUAUAUAUAUGUAUAUAAGUUUAUAAUACACAUUUGCAAGUGCCGAA